Messenger RNA from Danaus chrysippus (African queen), 246 nucleotides. NCBI's taxonomy places the organism in Eukaryota, Metazoa, Arthropoda, Insecta, Lepidoptera, Nymphalidae. The record is from the annotation of a GenBank genome assembly.
AUGCCCCGCGAAAUUAAAGACAUCAAGGACUUCCUCCUUAAGGCGCGCAGGAAAGAUGCUAAAUCCGUGAAGAUAAAGAAGAACCCUGAGAACGUGAAGUUCAAGGUCCGCUGCUCGCGGUUCCUGUACACGCUCGUCAUCACCGACAAGGAGAAGGCGGAGAAACUCAAACAGAGUCUGCCUCCAGGUACGACCUCACACACACACACACACUCUAACCGUAGUUACGAUGAAAAAAAAACUUAG